Messenger RNA from Girardinichthys multiradiatus, 1920 nucleotides. RefSeq names its product potassium voltage-gated channel, KQT-like subfamily, member 1.2 (gene kcnq1.2). Gene Ontology annotation, biological process: potassium ion transport; transmembrane transport. Gene Ontology annotation, cellular component: membrane. Gene Ontology annotation, molecular function: voltage-gated potassium channel activity. The record is from RefSeq and is a predicted model, not a curated record. Lineage: Eukaryota; Metazoa; Chordata; Actinopteri; Cyprinodontiformes; Goodeidae. The coding region runs from base 358 to 1920 and encodes 520 amino acids. The transcript is spliced from 12 exons.
GUUGAAGGCUGGUGGUUUGAUUGCAUUUGCGUUAUUUCCUUUUAUUUUCGAACGCUGCUGGGUGAUUUAUUUAUCAUACACAAUGCGUGAAUGCGGUUUGUUUUAAUGAAAAGCUCAGAAGAAGGGAAUUUCUGCUUGUUUCAGUUGGAACUUACAUCACUUGCAGAUUACUACUUCAUUUUGGAGGUAUGGACACACAUGCAGUCCUACAAAGACCGCUCUUCUCCUCCGCAGGUAGCUAGUUCUCCUCUCCUAUCGGGCUGCUCCCCUCACCAGAACUUUGGUCAAAACUACCAGAAUUUUAAAGUCCUCUUUAGCCCCCUCCCCGCCCCAGCUAGACCAUCCUGAAGGGGCAUAAUGGGGGAAAGGCGAGCCCGUUCCUUUCACAUGACUUGCCAUGUGCAGCGGGACUAUGGCAGCAGGAUGAGGAGCUCCUUCAUACGCUGCAGCCCCAAUGGAUGUGCCAGCUCAAGCAUCAGCCUCAGCCUAGACCAGGAGAUGGACCUCGCAGCCUCCACUGGUUCCACCACCGGCUGCGGUGCCCUGCCGGUUCCCGCAUCUGACAUCGGCCACUACUCCCCAGUAUCCCUGGAACUGGAUCCCCUUGCAGUGAAUAAUAGAUCAGGUUUUCCCUGCUUACCUCCAGCUGACACAAAGGAUCCGGACUUGCAGAUUGUACACAGCCAACCGUCUGUUACCCCUAUCCCACCACCUCUCCCUCGCUCCAGUUGGCUGCGCCAUCAUCAGAAGGAGUUCCAGAGUCCUUACAUUAAGACUAGCAUGCAGGGGGAUGUUUACAACUUUCUAGAAAGACCUGCGGGGUUGAAAUGCUUCCUCUACCACUUUCUAGUCUUCCUCAUGGUCUUGGUGUGUCUUAUCUUCAGUGUUCUGUCAACAAUAGAACAGUAUGCAGAAUUUGCUACAGGAACGCUCUUUUGGAUGGAGAUUGUGCUGGUGUUGUUCUUUGGCACGGAGUACGUGGUCCGGCUGUGGUCGGCAGGCUGCCGCAGCAAAUAUGCAGGCAUCAACGGACGCCUCCGCUUUAUCAGGAAGCCCAUAUCAAUCAUAGAUUUGAUAGUUGUCAUUGCCUCCAUCAUUGUGCUCGGUGUGGGGUCAAAUGGACAAGUGUUUGCCACAUCUGCCAUCAGGGGCAUUCGUUUUCUGCAGAUUCUGCGCAUGCUGCAUGUGGAUCGACAGGGGGGAACAUGGAGGCUGCUGGGAUCUGUUGUCUUUAUUCAUCGACAGGAGCUGAUCACCACCCUGUACAUUGGCUUUUUGGGUCUGAUCUUUUCCUCCUACUUUGUCUACUUGGCGGAGAAGGAUGCUGUGGAUGAGGAGGGCAAAACAGGCUUUUCCAGCUACGCUGAUGCCCUGUGGUGGGGCGUGGUGACUGUCACCACCAUCGGAUAUGGAGACAAAAUUCCUCAAACGUGGAUAGGGAAGGCCAUUGCCUCCUGUUUCAGUGUCUUCGCCAUCUCUUUCUUCGCUCUACCUGCUGGAAUUUUGGGUUCAGGAUUUGCCCUCAAAGUUCAGCAGAAGCAGAGACAGAAGCACUUUAACAGACAAAUCCCUGCUGCAGCCUGCCUCAUCCAGACACUCUGGAGGUGUUACGCUGCAGAGAAACCAAACGGCUGUGCUGCUACAUGGAAAAUGUACAUUUUAACUCCAGAGGGCGUGGCCGCAGCGCAAGCUGACAACAGCAGCCCUAGCAUCAAGAAAUUGAACAUGACGAAAAAGGGGACUAAGAGAAGGCUUAAGUCCAAAGGCACCGGUUCUUUGGGUGUUGCCUCAGAGAGGGCUGUGUCGAUCCCUCAAAUCACCUAUGAUCACAUUGACGACUCAUCGGAAAAGAAGGAUGUCUCAUUUUUCAUCGAAGAGCCAAGGGGGACAACUGAAGGUUUUUCAAAGGAAGCCUGCUAA